Messenger RNA from Rhipicephalus microplus (southern cattle tick), 1921 nucleotides. Its product is annotated as gem-associated protein 6. Gene Ontology annotation, cellular component: SMN complex; nucleus. Gene Ontology annotation, biological process: spliceosomal snRNP assembly; spliceosomal complex assembly. Gene Ontology annotation, molecular function: RNA binding. The record is from RefSeq and is a predicted model, not a curated record. NCBI's taxonomy places the organism in Eukaryota, Metazoa, Arthropoda, Arachnida, Ixodida, Ixodidae.
UCCCUCAAUUAAUCUAUGGCAUGUGAUCUUCAGGCGCCUUAAUUGCUUGUGCGCGUUAUAGUUGACUGUAGUACUUUCUAGCUUGUGCUUGCUGUAGCGCAUGCUUCAGUUAAUAGAGCACGUCGACGAUGGAAUGGAGAACUUGACGAGUUAUCGGUUACUGUGAUCGCGUAUAACUUAGCCGACUGGCAGCGUUAUGGCAACCGAGACCGGCGUUGGUUCCAAACACACGAGUGACACUUUACCUAAUGACAAUCCUUUGUUGCUAAUGUCGUACGUGCACAAGCUUGUUCGUGUUGAAACUACGGAGGGUGAUGUUCUCGCCGGUUACGUUAAGACAGUCGACCCAAUCUCCAAAAGCGUCGUUCUGGUCCUGUUUGAGGACGGCAAAGCAAAGGUGCUGCAUGUCAUCAUGGGACAUGCGGUCAAGUCGGUGACAGUCGUCACAGACGCGAGCCCUGCGGAAAAGGAGCAGAUCGAGACACUGUUCAUGCUGACGCAGAAAGAGCUCAGUGCGGAGGAGCUUCGCCAGAGAAUAGAGAAGGUUCGUUCGUGGAUGUGUGUCAACCGCAUUCCAAUCGCCGAGGCCACCAAGGAACCCGGUACAUUGGUCAUUGCCGGAUCGGUGCGGCUGCUGCCACCCUAUGGGCCGGACGACUUGCAGUGCACCAACUCUCUCGUGCUCGGCAAGAUACGCGGGAAUGAUCUCGCUGAUGCCUUCCGACGUCGAGUCGUGGAUGAGCCCUUACGAACCGAUAAAGUAGUGGGGUGUUCUGUGGUGAUGACGAUGAUGUGAGUGGCCAGUGCACCGGCUCUCUCGUGCUCGGCAAGAUACGCGGAAUCAUACACUUCCGCAAUGACUUGAGCUGGUCUGAUCACGUGAGUCAUGUAAAACUGAAAAUGGCUCGAUCCAUUGGUGUUAUAAGCCGUAUUAAUCAUCUUCUUCCACAUUCGGUGGCAAAGCAGCUAUACUUUUCUCUCGUUCAUUCGCACUUCACAUACUGCAACUUAGUUUGGGGCACAUGUAAUCGGACCAAUGCACAAAAAUUAAUUACCAUGCAACAAAAAGCAUUGCAGCUAAUAACUAAAAGGCCAGAUAGACAUAGACAUAGCAAUUUAUUUUCUGUUUCUAGUGUAUUGUGUUUCACUGAAUGCUACAAACUUAAAGUGAUGGUUCUUAUUUAUAAUCGUAUAAAACAAGAUUUUGCUUCAUUCAGCAAUAUGUACCUCACUCGUCACAUUGAAUAUAAAUUAUGAAGGACGUCACUUGUUUCAGCACGAUCUAGAACAAAUUGUGGUACCCAAGCACUUGACCAUCAAAUAGUAGAUAUAUGUAACAGUUUUCCUUCUGUAGUAGAAUUAUCACAGACAAGCAGAUCUGUGAUAAUCAUUUUAAAAAGAAAGUAAGAUUACUCUUCGAUACAGGAUGAAGUGCUUGAUGCAAUAUGUUUUGCCACUUGCGAUGUAUACUUCUGUUCACCAGGUCGUACUUCACUGCAUUUCAAUUGUUAAGCUACGCACAUUGUUAGCUCCACUUGAAUUCUGAAUUAUGACGGAUACUAUUGCACCUCUUCAUUCAUUAAAUCUAUUCACAAUUUUAUUCUGAUGGACAUAUCAACAUGAAAUGGUUUUUAUAGGUUUUCGUACUUCUAUAGCGAAAUUGCUUGAAAUUCCAUGACUUCUCUACAGUGAUGCUAAUGAAUUGUGCUGUACUGGAUCUGUCCUUGUUUUUUUUUAUUAUUAUUUUUUGUUCACGAAACUGUUUACACGAGUAUAUGUCUCACUUCCCUUUUUUUUUUUGUUUACAAGCCGGGCUAUAGGCCUAGUCAGGAAACAGUUUCGUCUGUUUCCUUUUGCCUCAUCUCGGUGGCAUGUAACUGUUGUGUACACAUGCCAAAAUAAAGUAUUAUUAUUGUUAUUA